GCGGCAGCGCUUCUGCCAAACCUUACAGCCAUUCUAAAUCUAUUCUGCAAUUUUUCUAUACGCAUAACACUAAAGUUUUGCAUCCUAUAUCAUCGCAGUUUUAAAGCCAGUUUAGCAGCGUCCCCUCUGACCAGCCAUGUUCAACAUCUAAAGAUUGCACAUAGAAGAACUUUUGAACAUCAAUGUCCGUCAAUUGCAUGAAUGCCUGCAACAAGUUAUUCGUUGGAUCCAUUCAAAACCUUCACUCAACCAUACUCAGACACCCAUAUCAAAGGUCCACUUUUUAAACUCUUCACUAGAAUCCACUUAUGAAGAAUGUAAGAACAACUCCAAAAAUGUUGAGAAGUGACUGGCGAACCUUGAUAGUCACAAACCAUCCAACUGCGAUAACCCCAUGAAUGGAUGACGGUUCAGUCCUUGUUCCGAGGAUGCCAUCGACUGGGGAACCUUCCACUUCGCCUUCACGAUCAGUCAAUCGAACAGUUGUUCUCAUACGGUAACGAAUCUUCAACAAGGGAUGUGGAGCAUCGAGUACAGAGGAGCAGUUGGAGGAACUGCACAUUAUGCUUGCUACACACCUCCCUCCUCAAGACUACUUCACAUAUCUCCAAUUAUUACAUACCUGUAUUCUCAGGAACGCACUUUCACAAGGGAAAAAUGCCCACUCUUUCAUCGCUCACAGGCGAUUUGCCUUCGCUACACGCACACCUUUUCAUAAUAAGCUUAUUCACAUGUAUGUCAAGUGCGGAAGUUUGGUGGAUGCUCGAAAAGUGUUUAACCGCUUGAAAGAACGAGACAUCGUCUCAUGGAAUACGAUUAUUGCAGCGUACAGAAGACAUGGGUAUCCUCACGAGGCAGUCACACUGUUUCACUAUAUGAAACAAACAGGUUUCCAACCCGAUAAGUUCUCAUUCGCCAGCGUACUCGCUGCCUGUGCCAAAAUUGGAGCAUUGGAGCAGGGUAUGGACAUCCAUCAAAGCAUAAAGGAUAAAGGAAUUUUGUCAGAUGUUAUAGUUGCAAGUGCCCUGGUAGACAUGUAUGCAAAAUGUGGAAGCAUAGAAAAGGCAAGUGAACUGUUUGACGGAAUGCCUCAAAGAGAUGUGCUCUCGUGGACGGCAAUGAUAGCAGGAUAUGCACAAAAUGGAUUUCUUGAAAAAGCUUUAGAAACUUUCAAGCAAAUGCAAUUGGCAGAUAUAAAGCCAAAUUCCACAACCUUUUCUAGCAUCCUCCCAGCCUGUGCGAAAAUGGGAGCAUUGGAACAGGGUAUGGACAUCCAUCAAAGAAUACUGGAAGGGGGAUUUUUGUCAGAUGUUAUAGUUGCGACUGCCCUUUUAGACAUGUACGCAAAAUGUGGAGGCAUCGUUAAGGCAAGUCAACUAUUUGACAGAGUACCUCAAAGAGAUGUCAUCUCAUGGAAUGCCAUGAUUGCAGGAUAUGCACACAUUGGAUUUGUUGGUAAGGCUUUAAAAACUUUCAAGCAAAUGCAAUUCGCAGGUGUAAAGCCAAAUUCCACAACAUUUGUCAAUAUCCUUCCUGCCUGUGCCAAAAUGGGAGCUUUGGAACAGGGUAUGGUUAUACAUCAAAGCAUAAAUGAUAGAGGUAUUUUGUCAGAUGUUGUCGUUGCAACUGCCUUGGUAGACAUGUAUGCAAAAUGUGGAAGCAUAGACAAGGCACGUGAACUAUUUAACAGAAUGCCUCAGAAGAAUGUAGUCUCGUGGAAUGCCAUGGUUGCAGGAUAUGCACAGAAUGGAUUUGUUGAGCAGGCUUUAGAAACUUUCAAACAAAUGCAGUUGGCAGGUAUCCAACCAAAUUCCACAACCUUUACUACCAUUCUCCCUGCCUGUGCCAAAAUGGGAGCUAUGGAACAGGGUAUUGACAUCCAUCAUAGCAUAAUGGAAGGGGGAUUUUUGUCAGAUAUUAUGGUUGGUAAUGCUGUCAUAGACGUGUAUGCAAAAUGUGGAAGCAUAGAGAAGGCACGUGAACUAUUUGAAAGAAUGCCUCAAAGAAAUGUAGUCUCAUGGAACACCAUGAUUGCAGGAUAUGCACAAAAUGGAUUUAUUGAAAAAGCUUUAGAAACUUUCAAGCAAAUGCAAUUGCCAGGUGUGAAGCCAGACUCGACAACUUUUGCCAGCAUCCUCCCAGCCUGUGCCAAAACGGGAGCUUUGGAACAGGGUAUGGACAUCCACCAAAGCAUAAAGGAAAGAGGGAUUUUGUCAGAUAUAGUAGUUGCAACUGCCCUAUUCGACAUGUAUGCAAAAUGUGGAAGCAUACACAAGGCAUAUGAACUGUUUGACAGAAUACCUCACAAAGAUGUCAUCUCAUGGAAUGCAAUGAUAGCAGGAUAUACACAAAAUGGGUUUUUUGAUAAGGCUUUAGAAACUUUCAAAAACAUGCAAUUGGCAGGUGUAAAACCAGAUCCCACAACCUUUACCAGCAUCCUCCCUGCCUGUGCCAAAAUGGGAGCUUUGGAACAGGGUAUGGACAUCCAUCAAAGCAUAAUAGAACAGGGUUUUCUUUCACAUGUUACUGUUGGAAAUGCUUUGGUAGACAUGUAUGGAAAAUGUGGAAACACAGACAAGGCACGUGAACUGUUUGAAAGAAUGCCUCAAAGAAAUGUGGUCUCGUGGACUGCAAUGAUUGCUGGAUAUACACAAAAUGGAUUUGUUGAGAAGGCUUUAGAAACCUUCAAGCAAAUGCAGUUGGCAGGUGUAUGUCCGGACUUGACAACCUUUGCCAGCAUCCUCUCUGCCUGUGCCAAAAUGGGAGCUUUGGAAUUGGGUAUGGACAUCCAUAAAAGCAUAAUGGAAGGGGGAUAUUUGUCAGAUAUUAUAGUUGGAAAUGCUCUAGUAGACAUGUAUGCAAAAUGUGAAAAAAUAGACAAGGCGCACGAAUUGUUUGACAGAAUGCCUCAAAGAGAUGUCUUCUCAUGGAAUGCAAUGAUUGUAGGAUAUGCACAAAAUGGUUUUGCUGAAAAGGCUUUAGAAAAUUUCAAGCAAAUGCAAUUGGCAGGUGCAAAGCCAGAUUCCACAACCUUUGCCAGCGUCCUCCCUGCCUGUGCCAAAAUAGGAGCUUUGGAAUGGGGUAUGGACAUCCAUAAGAGCAUAAAAGAAGGGGGAUUUUUGUCAGAUAUUGUAGUUGGAAAUGCUCUGGUAGACAUGUAUUCAAAAUGUGGAAGCAUAGACAAGGCACAUAAACUGUUUGACAGAAUGCCUCAAAGAAAUGUGGUUUCAUGGACUAUAAUGGUUGCAGGAUAUUCCCAAAAUGGAUGUUUUGAAAUGGCUUUGGAAACUUUCAAGCAAAUGCAAUCGGCAGGAGUGAAGCCAGACUUGACAACCUUUGCCAGCAUCCUCCCUGCCUGUGCCAAAAUGGGAGCUUUGGAACAUGGUAUGGACAUCCAUAAAAGCAUAAUAAAAGAGGGAUUUUUUUCAGAUGUUGUGGUUGCAAAUGCCUUAGUAGACAUGUAUGCAAAAAGUGGAAGCAUACAUAAGGCACGUGAACUAUUUGAGAGAAUGCCUCAAAGAGAUGUCAUUUCAUGGAAUGCAAUGGUUGCAGGAUAUGCACAAAUUGGAUUUGUCGAUAAGGCUUUAGAAACUUUCAAGCAAAUGCAAUUGGCAAGUGUAAAGCCAAAUUCUGCAACUAUUGCAAGCAUCCUCCCUGCCUGUGCCAAAAUGGGAGCAUUAGAACAGGGUAUGGACAUCCAUCAAAGCAUAAUUGAAGGGGGGGGUUGUUCAGAUAUUAUUGUUGGAAAUGCUCUGGUAGACAUGUAUGCAAAAUGUGGAAGCAUGGAUAAGGCACGUGUAAUGUUUGACAGAAUGCAUCAAAGAAAUGUGGUUUCAUGGACUGCAAUGAUUGCCGGAUAUGCACAAAAUGGACUUGUUGAAAAGGCUUUAGAAACUUUCAAGCAAAUGCAAUUGGCAGGUGUGGAGCCAGACUCAACAACCUUUGUCAGCAUCCUCCCUGCCUGUGCCAAAAUGGGAGCUUUGGAACUGGGUAUGGACAUCCAUCAAAACAUAAAAGGAGGAGGAUUUCUGUCAGAUGUUAUAGUUACAACUGCCCUAGUAGACAUGUAUGCAAAAUGUGGAAGCAUAUACAAGGCACGAGAACUGUUUGACAGAAUGCCUCAAAGAGAUGCCAUCUCAUGGAAUGCAAUGAUUGCAGGAUAUGCACAAAAUGGAUUUUGCAAGGAUGCUCUCAAAACCUUUGAAUUAAUGAAGCACUCUGGAACAUAUCCUGACGCUGUAAGCUUUGCUUGUGUUCUAUAUGCAUGCAGCCAUGUGGGUUUAGUGGAUGAGGGAUGUACAUACUUAAAUCAAAUGAGUAACCCUUAUUGCAUAAGGCCUACAAUUGAUCAUUAUGUGUGCAUGAUUGACCUUCUUGCUCGUGCUGGCUAUCUAGAGGACACCCUAAACUUUAUCAUUAAGAUUCCAUUUAAACCUGUUGUGGUUGUGUGGAUGUGUUUUCUCGGUGCCUGUAGAUCACAUAUGAAUCUAGGAUUAGGAGUAUUUACAGCGAUGCUGCUUUUUGAUUUGGAUCCUAAAAAUGCUUCAACUUAUGUUCUCCUCUCAAACAUCUAUGCAGAAGUGGGCUGUUGGGGUGAAGUUCAAACGGUUAGGAGGUUGAUGAAAGAUAGAGGAGUUCAAAAAUUCCCUGGAUGUAGCUGGAUUGAGGACCAUAAAAUGGUACAUGUUUUUUGUAGAGGAGACAGAUCUCAUCCACAGACACUAGAGAUCUAUGCAAGGUUGGAGAAAUUAGGUUGGGAGAUGAAGGCAGCAGGGUAUUUUCCAGAUUCAAGACAUUUACUUAAUGAUGUGGAAGUGGAGGAAAAAGAAUCAUUUCUCUGCCACCAUAGUGAAAAGCUGGCAAUUGCAUUUGGUUUGUUAAACACACCCCCUGGAACAACUAUUAGAGUUGUGAAGAACCUUCGAGUAUGUGCUGACUGCCACACUGCAACGAAAUUUAUCUCCAACAUUGUUGCAAGAGAAAUUGUUGUGAGAGAUUCGAAUCGUUUCCAUCAUUUUGAACAUGGCCAAUGCUCUUGUGGAGAUUAUUGGUGAUGCUAGAUGAAGCAAUAUGAAAAACAGGCUUGCACUAGAAUAAUGUGCAUAAUGUCAAAUCUAUGAUGGGAAUUUAUUUAUAUAUUGAGUACUUCGCAAUCUAGACCAUGCUGUCGGCAUUGUAAGAUUGGAUGCAUAGAACGAAAUGCAGAUCACUGCUGGGUAUCUUUCAAAGACCUAUUUUAUGAUAACAUGGAAAUUUUAUUGAGAUUCUUUCAUAAAACGUGUAUAUGUAUGAAAUGAAAAGUUAAAGGAGGAGGUGGGAGAUGGGGGAAAAAAGGAGGUGAGGAGCACUCCAAGUAAACGGAAAGAUUCUUGAGGAGAGCAGGCGUGCAAUUACCUUUGUCAUUUUGUAUAUUUUUUUAUUUGGAUUAAUUAUAUCAUCCUUCACUAUGUCACAUACACCCAUCUAAGACUAAAUUACACA
Molecule: messenger RNA, 5481 nt
Organism: Cryptomeria japonica (Japanese cedar)
Lineage: Eukaryota; Viridiplantae; Streptophyta; Pinopsida; Cupressales; Cupressaceae
Product: pentatricopeptide repeat-containing protein At1g11290, chloroplastic-like
Exons: 1
Coding region: 564-5054 (1496 amino acids)
Biological process (GO): RNA modification
Molecular function (GO): RNA binding; zinc ion binding; protein binding
Source: RefSeq, a predicted model, not a curated record